CUGUUUGUCUAAAUUUUCUAUAGAUGUCAGGAAGCAAGGUAUGAAAACAUAAAAAGAAAAAAAAAAAAAAAUUCACCCAUGUGUGCUUUGGCUAUCAGUCAGCAAAAGAAGGCCUUGAUAGAAAUACAGAGUAUUAUGUUCUCCCUAUCUUUUGUUUUCAUUCCCUCUCUUGUUAGUAAAAGAAUUCUCUAGACUUCAUAUUUGCCUUAUUUUCAUUAUCUGCCCAUUUUGAAGACACUAUUGAAUUGAAAAAUGCCAAAAACAAAAGAACAUGGUUUUAGAAAGUGAAAGUAGCAGCAGUCUUCAUGGCGACAGCAGAGGAGUCUACAUUUCAUUGACAUGACCUUUGUUCUUGGGAGGGGUCCAUAAUCAUAGGUAGAUACGUAACUACCAACUGACAGAUACAUGUGGAGGGAAAGAAAUAACUGCAGAAAAGUCUGAGAUGUAAAAAACGAUUUGGCAGAAUUUGGACACAAAUUCUACCAAAAAUUAUCCAUUAAUACUUCUGCAUAAUUAAGUAACUGGUCAAUGAAAGGGGAUAUAAACCAGGAAAAGGCUGUGAAAAGCAAGACACAUAAACUUAAGACUCCUCUGUGGUUAUGACAUGACUAGGAUAAAAAUCACAGGUCUAGAAAAGUUAGAGGAGUAGAAGGUUUGAAUCCCAUUUAAGUGAUUUAGCUUCUCAGGGAUUUUAUUCCUUUAUAUAAUGAUACAGCAUUUACUUCAGUGUUGUAAAUGCAAAUAGUUUACAUGUGUUAAGCUACAUAAAUAUAAGGGAUUGUCAACAGUGUUGCUGUUAGGAAUUUCUUUAGAAUACCUUGUCAUAUAAUGUCUUGGUUAACUGAAAACGUGAACUCUGAAGUCUUCAGACUGGAUUCAAAUUCUGGCUCCAUCACUAUGAAGCUGUAUGACUCCUGAUAAUAAGGUACUUAACUUCUGGAUGCCAAGUUUUUCAUCUGAAAGUGGGGAUCAUAAUAAUCUACUACAUAGGGUUGUGGUGAUAAGUAAAACAUGAAAAUGGCUUAAAAUAUGCCUAAGAUUGAACAAGCACUCAAUAAAUAUUAAUUGCUGUUACUGUUGUAUUAUUACUAGUAACAGGCAUAAACGAUCUAGAAGCUGGUUUCUUAAAUCAAGAAACAGUUACUUAUGUAGAAAUUUGGACAGAAAAGCUCUGUCUUAGGGUAUCCACUGCCAUCCUUCAAAAAUGGGAGACAGGUAUCAAGUUCUCAAGAGUGAAAAGGUAGCCUGUAACAGACCAGCGCAUUAGUAGAUCCAAUGGAGUGAACAUACCUUACCCCAUUCUACUGCUGCUACUCUUGUGGGAGGAAAGAGAAAAGAAAAAGUCUUGGCUCUUGAAGCUGUUUCCUCAGAAGAAUUCGUACUAUAAAGAACAAGUAUUUCUCAUCUGCUACAGCAAAAACAAAACAUUCCAAGCACAUAUUUUAGUGUACAUGCUGCUGCUAUAAAUAUUGACUAUGGGUCAGAGAAUCUGAUCUAGACCUGGUUCUAAUCCUGUGUGGCCUCAGCCUUCAACAUGCAUAGAGUACAGAGGGGUUCUUGAAUGAGAGGGUCUCUAAGGCAUUUUCCAACUUUGACAUUCAUAUUUAAUUACAGUUAUGUUUCUUUCCUUGCUAAUGGUAAUACAAAAUUACUAACACUUUACUAAAAUACAGUUCAGUAGGACUUUUAUUAGAAGAACAAACCUGCUGAAUCAUCUAUAAGCUACAGUACAUAUAAUUAUGGUUCAGGAAACAUAAGUACCCACAAUGACUGUGAGCAUUCUAUCAUUCUAAAACCUGUCACCAAUCCCAAAAGGAGAUGCUAUAAAAAUAAAAAAACACAAUGCUAAAACUAUCUGGGUUUAGAUUUGUCUGAAAUGUUUAACUUUCUCGAACAUUUUAAUGAAGACGGCAUAAUUUGUUACAGAGGACCAAUUUAAUUGGAAGUGUAUAGUAUGAAUCUAAAACUUUGGCUAGUAAGGUCACCUGGUAAUUUUAAUACUAGUUAGGCAAGAAUGUUUCAAUUAGUGCCUUACAAACACUAUGUACCAUUUUCAUAGUCUUAAGGUAGGGAGCUUUUAAAAGGCAAGAAAGCUGUCUUAUCAGGGUCUCAAAAGCCUAAACAGCACUAGCAGUGUACCUUUGGACAGAGUAACACUGACCAAAAUCUGCUCAAUAAACUGGGGACAAAAAGCAUGACAAUAAGGUGGCAGCUGGAAGAACUAUUUUCUGAAACCUAAUCUUUAAACAAAUGCCAAAGUACUACGACAUAAUAUUAAAUUUAAGAAAUUAAUAAAGUUCAUUCUAGCCUAAUUUAUCAACACCAAUAAGUAGUUUUCCUCCCUCUGAUAGUUUUUAAUAUUACUGACUUUAACAUAUGUUAAUAUGAACUCUUUCUGCUUUUUCCCUUCAUUUAUUUGUUUUUCAAAAGACAUCAUUUAUAACCUCGUUCAAAAUGAAGGCUUUUACCUGGACCCUAGGUGUGCUAUUCUUCUUGCUAGUGGAAGCUGGACACUGCAGAGGAGGACAAUUCAAAAUUAAAAAAAUAACCCAGAGAAGAUACCCUCGUGCCACAGACGGUAAAGAGGAAGUAAAGAAAUGUGCAUACACAUUCCUGGUACCUGAACAAAGAAUAACAGGGCCAAUCUGUGUCAACACCAAAGGGCAAGAUGCAAGUACCAUUAAAGACAUGAUCACCAGGAUGGACCUUGAAAACCUGAAGGAUGUGCUCUCCAGGCAGAAGCGGGAGAUAGAUGUUCUGCAACUGGUGGUGGAUGUAGAUGGAAACAUUGUGAAUGAGGUAAAGCUGCUGAGAAAGGAAAGCCGUAACAUGAACUCUCGUGUUACUCAACUCUACAUGCAACUAUUACAUGAGAUUAUCCGUAAAAGGGAUAAUUCACUUGAACUUUCCCAACUGGAAAACAAAAUCCUCAAUGUCACCACAGAAAUGUUGAAGAUGGCAACAAGAUACAGGGAACUAGAGGUGAAAUAUGCUUCCUUGACUGAUCUCGUCAAUAACCAAUCAGUGAUGAUCACUUUGUUGGAAGAACAGUGCUUGAGGAUAUUUUCCCGACAAGACACCCAUGUGUCUCCCCCUCUUGUCCAGGUGGUGCCACAACAUAUUCCUAACAGCCAUCAGUAUACUCCUGGUCUGCUGGGAGGUAACGAGAUUCAGAGGGAUCCAGGUUAUCCCAGAGAUUUAAUGCCACUACCUGAUCUGGCAACUUCUCCCACCAAAAGCCCUUUCAAGAUACCACCGGUAACUUUCAUCAAUGAAGGACCAUUCAAAGACUGUCAGCAAGCAAAAGAAGCUGGGCAUUCGGUCAGUGGGAUUUAUAUGAUUAAACCUGAAAACAGCAAUGGACCAAUGCAGCUAUGGUGUGAAAACAGUUUGGAUCCUGGAGGUUGGACUGUUAUUCAGAAAAGAACAGACGGCUCUGUCAACUUCUUCAGAAAUUGGGAAAAUUAUAAGAAAGGGUUUGGAAACAUUGGUGGAGAAUAUUGGCUUGGACUGGAAAAUAUCUAUAUGCUCAGCAAUCAAGAUAAUUACAAGUUAUUGAUUGAAUUAGAAGACUGGAGUGAUAAAAAAGUCUAUGCAGAAUACAGCAGCUUUCGUCUAGAACCUGAAAAUGAAUUCUAUAGACUGCGCCUGGGAACUUACCAGGGAAAUGCAGGGGAUUCUAUGAUGUGGCAUAAUGGUAAACAAUUCACCACACUGGACAGAGAUAAAGAUAUGUAUGCAGGAAACUGUGCUCACUUUCAUAAAGGAGGCUGGUGGUACAAUGCCUGUGCACAUUCUAACCUAAAUGGAGUAUGGUACAGAGGCGGCCAUUACAGAAGCAAGCACCAAGAUGGAAUUUUCUGGGCUGAAUACAGAGGAGGGUCAUACUCGUUGAGAGCAGUUCAGAUGAUGAUCAAGCCUAUUGACUGAAGAGAGACAGUCACCAAUUUAAAUGACAAACUUUGUACUUUCCAGUUCUUAAAAAUGUAAAUGUUACCUGUAUAUUACUUUGCACAAUUUAUUUCUACAUAUAAAGUUUUUCAAAUGAAUUUUACUGUAACUAUAAAAGGGGGACCUAUAAAUGUAGUUUCAUCUGCCACCAACUGCUGCAGAGAAUUAUGUGUAUCCAUAUACUAGUUAUUUUAAAAAUUAUGUUGACUAGUUUGUUUUCUAAACUGUAAAUAUUUGCCACAAUGUAAAACAAAUCUUAGCUAUAUUUUAAAUCACAACUAAAUAACAUGUUCAAGAUACUUAACAAUUUAUUUAAAAUCUAAGAUUGUUCUAACUUCUAGUAAAAUUUUUUUAAAAUUUCAGCCAAGUGAUGCAUUUUAUUUAUAAAAAUAUAGACAGAAAAUUAGAGAGAAACCUCUAGUUUUGCCAAGAGAAAAUACUUCUUCCAUUGAAUAAAAGCUAUUUCAAAUUGAAUCUGUGCCUUUUGCAUGUAAUGAUUAAAUCUGAAUUCUUAACAAUGUCUUAUGUUCAUUUUCCCAAAACAACACGACCCAUAGUAUUAAGUACCUAUCAUUUUUAAAAACAAAAAAACCCCAAAAAUAAUGCAUGCAUCAUUUAAAUGGCCAACUUAUAAAGACAAAUCUAUGAAUGAAUUUCUCAAUGUUAUUUUUGUAUGAUAUGCUGAACACCAAAAUCUCCAGAAAUGCAUUUUAUGUAGUUCUAAAAUCAACAAAAUAUUGGUAUUACAAAAACACAGAAUAUUUAGUGUGCUACAGAUCUAAAUUACAAUUAUAAAUUUAUUUAUUAUUACCUUUUUUUUUUUCUAAUUUACUGAUCUUACAAAGGGGAAAAAAACCCAAUAUGUCUGCAAUUCAAAUCAGAAAGUCUGGACAGCUUUACAAGCAUUAGUGCAUACUUAGAACAGGUGGGACUAAAACAAAUUCAAGGAACUGUUGGCUGUUUUCCCAAUACUGAGGAUUCAACAGCUACAGAGCAGAACCCAUAGGGGCGUAGCUAGUCCAAACUGCUAAUUCCAUUGUACAGUAUGUGUGAGUAAUGCUGGGUUUCGCAGUGUCUUUAACUUAUCUUUGCAGUCAACAACUUUACUAGAGACCUUCUGGAGCAAUUUCCUUCGAGAAAUAUAUUCACUGCUUAGAGGUAACCUUCCCUUAAUUCAUUGGCGAAGUUAAAAUUUUAAAGAUAGCUUAUGAAACUUUUGCUUAAGCAAAAAGAAAAUCUAGAAAUGUGUGAGGCAAACUAUGAAUGCGAAUGGUUUAAUGUGAAGACAAUCAUUUGGACAACUCAAGUCCGUCGACAUGACUAAUGUUUUUCAUCUGCCACAUCUCAACAUAAAACUUCUGGUGAGACAAAUUAAACAAAAUAUUCAAACCU
Molecule: messenger RNA, 5343 nt
Organism: Sapajus apella (tufted capuchin)
Lineage: Eukaryota; Metazoa; Chordata; Mammalia; Primates; Cebidae
Gene: ANGPTL1
Product: angiopoietin like 1
Exons: 4
Coding region: 2455-3930 (491 amino acids)
Biological process (GO): cell surface receptor protein tyrosine kinase signaling pathway
Source: RefSeq, a predicted model, not a curated record